UUGCAACUCAUCUGACGGUUUUCGUGUGUGUUUGCGUCUCACGGUAAGGUCUCACCGAAAACCCGUCCUGAAAACGGAAUACGGCCGUACCGCAACAACAUAUUCGUACGUGUUCGUGUGCAAAUCAUUGUAAAUCUAGUGAAAGUGAAUGUUUGAAACAUUAUAAGUUGUUAUAUAAAUUAACUAUACUAAGAUCCACGUUCUCCGGAAGUGUCUGAAGCAAAGUAAUACAAAGUAGUAAAUAAGGCGCAGCCCGAAAAUGUCGCAACAACUUCCGAUACGCUUUCAGGAGCAUUUACAGCUCACCAACAUCAACAUCAAUGCGAGCUCGAUCUCGUUCACCAAUCUGACGAUGGAGUCGGACAAGUUCAUCUGCGUCCGAGAGAAGGUGGGCGAGACGGCGCAGGUCGUAAUCAUCGACAUGAACGACGCACAGAAUCCGAUCCGACGGCCGAUCAGUGCGGACUCGGCAAUCAUGAAUCCGGCGAGCAAAGUGAUCGCUCUGAAGGCCCAGAAGACGCUGCAGAUCUUCAACAUCGAGAUGAAAUCUAAGAUGAAAGCGCACACGAUGACGGAAGAGGUCGUGUUCUGGAAGUGGAUCACCCUCAACACGCUGUCGCUGGUGACGGAAACGUCCGUGUAUCAUUGGUCGAUGGAAGGGGACUCGACGCCGAUCAAGAUGUUCGAGCGCCAUUCGUCGCUGAACGGCUGUCAGAUCAUCAACUAUCGUACCGAUCCGAAGCAAGCAUGGCUGCUGCUAGUUGGUAUUUCGGCACAGCAGAAUCGUGUGAUUGGCGCGAUGCAGUUGUACUCGGUAGAGCGCAAAGUUUCGCAAGCGAUCGAAGGUCAUGCCGCAUCGUUCGCCACCUUCAAGAUGGAGGAAAACAAGGAACUGUCGACGCUGUUUUGUUUCGCCGUCCGGUCGCAAACUGCUGCUAAACUGCACAUCAUUGAGGUCGGUACUCCGCCGGCCGGCAAUGUGGCGUUUACGAAGAAGGCGGUCGAUGUGUUCUUCCCGCCGGAGGCGCAAAGUGAUUUCCCUGUAGCGAUGCAGGUAUCGCCCCGGUACGAUGUGAUCUACCUGAUCACCAAGUACGGCUACAUUCACAUGUACGACAUCGAGACGGCGACCUGCAUCUACAUGAACCGUAUUUCGGGUGAUACCAUCUUCGUGACAGCACCGCACGAAUCGAGCGGUGGCAUCAUCGGUGUGAAUCGCAAGGGUCAGGUGCUUUCGGUGACGGUCGAUGAGGAGCAAAUCAUCCCUUACAUCAACACCGUGCUCCAGAACCCAGACCUAGCGUUGCGUAUGGCGGUGCGAAACAAUUUGUCCGGUGCGGAAGACUUGUUUGUCCGUAAGUUUAACCAACUCUUCCAGAAUGGGCAGUUCGCAGAAGCAGCGAAGGUGGCCGCGAUUGCACCGAAAGGUAUCCUGCGUACACCGCAAACGAUCCAGAAAUUCCAGCAGGUGCCGGCCCAACCGGGAACGAACUCACCACCCUUGCUGCAAUAUUUCGGCAUUCUGCUCGAUCAGGGCAAGCUGAACAAGUACGAAUCGCUCGAACUGUGUCGCCCGGUGUUGGCGCAGGGCCGCAAGCAGCUUUGCGAGAAGUGGCUGAAGGAGGAGAAGCUUGAGUGCAGUGAAGAACUUGGCGAUCUGGUCAAACCGUCCGAUCCCACACUCGCCCUUUCCAUCUAUCUGCGCUCGAACGUGCCGAAUAAGGUGAUUCAGUGUUUCGCCGAAACGGGUCAGUUCCAGAAGAUUGUACUGUACGCGAAGAAGGUCAACUACAGUCCGGAUUACGUGUUCCUGUUGCGUUCGGUGAUGCGCACAAAUCCGGAGCAGGGAUCUGGGUUUGCGAGCAUGCUGGUAGCGGACGAGGAACCAUUGGCCGACAUCAACCAGAUCGUAGACAUCUUCAUGGAGCAGAACAUGGUACAGCAGUGCACUGCGUUCCUGCUCGAUGCGCUUAAGAACAACCGUCCCGCGGAAGGAGCACUGCAGACGCGUCUGCUCGAAAUGAACCUUAUGUCGGCACCGCAAGUCGCCGAUGCUAUCCUCGGCAAUGCUAUGUUUACGCACUAUGAUCGUGCGCACAUCGCGCAGCUGUGCGAGAAGGCGGGUCUAUUGCAGCGCGCCCUGGAGCACUAUACCGAUCUGUACGAUAUUAAGCGUGCAGUCGUCCACACUCAGCUGCUGAACGGUGACUGGUUGGUAGGAUUCUUCGGCACACUCUCAGUGGAGGAUUCGCUUGAGUGUUUGAAGGCGAUGCUGACUGCGAACAUUCGCCAAAAUCUGCAGAUCUGUGUACAGAUUGCGACCAAGUACCACGAGCAGCUGACGACCAAGGCUCUGAUCGAUCUGUUCGAGAGUUUCAAGAGCUACGAAGGGUUGUUUUAUUUCCUGGGCUCGAUUGUAAACUUCAGCCAAGAUCCGGAGGUACACUUCAAGUACAUUCAGGCCGCUUGCAAAACCAAUCAGAUCAAGGAGGUGGAGCGUAUCUGUCGCGAAUCGAACUGUUACAACGCGGAGCGCGUGAAGAACUUCCUGAAGGAGGCAAAGCUGACCGAUCAGCUACCGUUGAUCAUUGUGUGCGAUCGUUUCGAUUUCGUGCACGACUUGGUGCUCUACCUGUACCGCAACAGUCUACAGAAGUACAUUGAGAUCUACGUGCAGAAAGUGAAUCCGUCGCGAUUGCCGGUGGUUGUAGGAGGUCUGCUGGAUGUCGACUGUUCGGAGGACAUUAUAAAGAACUUGAUAUUGGUCGUAAAGGGACAGUUCUCGACGGACGAGUUGGUAGAGGAGGUUGAGAAGCGUAACCGUCUGAAGUUGUUACUGCCGUGGCUUGAGUCUCGCGUCCAUGAAGGAUGCGUCGAGCCGGCGACGCACAAUGCACUUGCCAAGAUCUACAUCGAUUCGAACAACAAUCCGGAACGUUUCCUGAAGGAGAAUCAGUUUUACGAUAGCCGAGUGGUAGGACGCUACUGCGAGAAGCGCGAUCCGCAUCUGGCCUGCGUUGCGUAUGAGCGUGGCCAGUGUGACCGUGAGCUGAUCGCUGUUUGCAACGAAAAUUCUCUGUUUAAGUCAGAGGCGCGCUAUCUGGUACGGCGCCGUGAUGCAGAACUGUGGGCGGAAGUCCUUUCCGAGGCGAAUCCUUACAAGCGUCAGCUGAUCGAUCAGGUCGUCCAAACUGCCUUAUCAGAGACGCAAGAUCCGGACGAUAUUUCUGUCACUGUGAAGGCGUUCAUGACGGCUGAUUUGCCCAACGAGCUAAUCGAGCUGUUGGAGAAGAUUGUGCUGGAUUCUUCGGUGUUCUCCGAUCAUCGUAAUUUGCAAAAUCUGCUCAUUUUGACGGCAAUCAAGGCGGACCGUAGCCGCGUUAUGGAUUACAUCAAUCGUUUGGAUAACUAUGAUGCGCCUGAUAUCGCUAACAUUGCUAUCAAUAACGAACUGUACGAGGAGGCAUUUGCGAUAUUCAAAAAGUUCGACGUCAACACUUCGGCUAUCCAGGUGCUGAUCGAGCAGGUGAACAAUCUGGAGCGUGCGAACGAAUUUGCAGAGCGCUGCAAUGAACCGGCCGUAUGGUCACAGUUGGCUCGUGCCCAGCUUCAGCAAGGGCUGGUGAAGGAAGCGAUUGAUAGCUACAUCAAGGCGGAUGAUCCGAGCGCUUACAUCGAUGUGGUCGAAACGGCAAGCAAGAAUGAUUCAUGGGAGGAUCUGGUACGCUAUCUGCAGAUGGCACGCAAGAAGGCCCGCGAGAGCUACAUUGAAAGUGAGCUGAUCUACGCGUAUGCCCGUACCGGUAGGUUGGCCGAUCUGGAGGAAUUCGUAUCGGGGCCGAACCAUGCCGAUAUUCAGAAGAUCGGCGAUCGGUGCUUCAACGAUCGUAUGUACGAGGCGGCGAAGCUGUUGUAUAACAAUGUAAGCAACUUUGCACGGCUCGCCAUCACGUUGGUGCACCUGCGCGAGUUCCAGGGCGCUGUGGAUGGAGCGCGUAAAGCCAACUCUACACGCACCUGGAAGGAGGUGUGCUUCGCCUGCGUAGACGCGGAAGAGUUCCGACUGGCGCAGAUGUGUGGCCUUCACAUUGUGGUACACGCGGACGAGCUGGAGGAUCUGAUCAACUACUAUCAGGAUCGGGGAUACUUUGAGGAACUGAUUGGACUCUUGGAGGCCGCCCUUGGACUGGAGCGGGCGCACAUGGGCAUGUUCACCGAGUUGGCAAUUCUGUACUCGAAGUACAAACCGGCCAAGAUGCGUGAACAUCUUGAGCUGUUCUGGUCGCGCGUAAACAUUCCGAAGGUACUCCGUGCCGCCGAACAGGCCCACCUUUGGUCGGAGCUGGUGUUCCUAUACGACAAGUACGAGGAGUACGAUAAUGCCGUGCUGGCCAUGAUGGCACAUCCGUCCGAGGCGUGGCGCGAAGGUCAUUUCAAGGAUAUCAUCACGAAGGUGGCUAACAUCGAGCUGUACUACAAGGCGAUACAGUUCUACCUGGACUAUAAGCCGCUGUUGCUGAACGAUAUGCUGCUCGUGCUGGCACCCCGCAUGGAUCACACCCGUGCGGUUAGUUUCUUCACCAAACAGGGUCAUCUGCAGCUGGUCAAAACCUAUCUGCGCUCGGUGCAGAGCCUAAACAACAAGGCAAUCAAUGAAGCACUCAAUGGACUGCUGAUCGACGAAGAGGACUAUCAGGGUUUGCGGACAUCCAUCGACGCGUUCGACAACUUUGACAACAUUGCGUUGGCGCAGAAGCUCGAAAAGCACGAGCUUACCGAAUUCCGUCGUAUUGCCGCCUACCUAUACAAAGGAAACAACCGCUGGAAGCAAAGUGUGGAGCUGUGCAAAAAGGACCGUCUGUUCAAGGACGCAAUGGAAUACGCGGCCGAGUCCCACCAGGGCGAGUUGGCGGAAGAGUUGCUCGGAUGGUUCUUGGAACGGGGCGCAUACGAUUGCUUCGCGGCAUGCCUAUUCCAGUGCUACGAUUUGCUGCGGCCCGAUGUAAUACUAGAACUCGCAUGGCGUCACAACAUCAUGGACUUUGCGAUGCCUUACAUCAUUCAGGUGACGAGAGAAUAUACCUCCAAGGUGGACAAACUCGAAGCGUCCGAUGCGGAACGACAGAAGGAGGGUGAAAGUACCGAACACAAAUCGAUCAUCAUGCCCGAACCGCAGCUCAUGCUGACUGCUGGCCCCGGUAUCGGCAUGCCCCAGUAUGCGCCACAGUACGCUGGUGCGUACGUGCCGCCGCAACCAAAUAUGACCCCAUACCAGUACGGUGGUUUUAAUUAAAGAAUCGCCAGAACAGAAAAAAGCACACUAGAAAGAGAAGGUUCGCGAAACGUUUACCGCCACCGAAGCAAUGCAAACACCGCGUGGUGUGUAGUUCGUGGCUGGGUGGCGAUUAAGCGACAUUAAAGCUUCAGGCUGCGCAGGUAUGAUUUCAAAAUAGCCUCGAAUGGGAACUCUCCGAUCGGUGAUGGACAAUUUACAUGCACAUCUCUUUUGUUAUUUCUGAGUUUGCGACGUUUUUUUGUGUGUGUUAAAAGUCACACUUUUCUAUUUAUUCACUGAUAAUGCUGUAAUUUUAGCGAGUUUGGCAUAGAUAAAAUGAUUCGAGCAUAAGGGUAACGCAAAAACAAACAAUAGAAAUCCGAGAAAACAGAAACCCAAAAACAAAACUAAUGGGUUGGGAAAAGGAUCCCCGUCCCUCCGGGUUAGCGAAAUAUAUUAUAUGAAUCCUAGAAUUUUGCAGCAUUAAGUAGAAAUUCAACAAACAUAAAAUCGUUAUCAUUUAUCUUACCUGUUUCACUAAGAGAAUGAAAAAAAUAAUAGAUACAAAACAGAUGAAUAUAUACAUAAAUCUAUAUAUAAAUAUAUAUAUACAUAUACAUAUGCAAACUAUGCACGGGCGCGUAAUAGUAUAGUGAGGAGAGUGUGUAAAUACAUGGAAGAGCGCAGCGAAACCACGGAUCAACGCUAAUCUUCUUGUUAUCCGUUGUGUAAAAUUGAUUCUACCCUAGUGGUAGAAAACGAAACAAAAAAGACCAUAAAAAAUCGAAAAUCACACAGAGCAACAACAAAAAACACUACUAAUUGAUUCUUAUUCAAAGCAUGAAGAGAUUUGUUUUAUAGAGUUCGCCACACUAUGUAACACACUAAGUCCCAACAAAGAUGUCCCACUAUAGAAAAGGAACGGUUAGCGCCAAUAGAUUGGAUGGAGUUUUUUUUGCGUAAAUGUGGCGCAUACAGCAGUAGUAAGAAAAAGCGGAGACAAAGAAAGGAUGCAUUCCUAGCAGAACCGAUCCCUAUGCUGAAUAAUUGUUGCUGCACUCGUUCGCCCCACAAACAAUCACUUUCUGUCUCCCUCGUGUAGCAGAAAUUGGUGUGGGCCGUCUUUUAUGAAUGUUUAUGUGAAAAUGCAGUAUUGUUUAUUCCUCCACGACACGAAGUAUGUGUGUGUGUGUGUGGACAUAAGUUUAGCACUUUCCACUAGAAGCCUGAAAGUAUGCAAUCAUAAGUUUUUCUAGGAUCACUUUAUGGUUUGCCAAGCGUAUGCGACGCCUGAAAGUAUGCAAUCGUAAUAUUUAAGAUCACCUUUUAUGGUUUUAACCUUUUUGCUUUCGUUCGUAACAUUCUCUCGAUGUCCUUUACAAGCGCGUGCAUCUUACAUUAAAAUUGCUGGCUUGAAUCUUCUUUCAUUGAUACGCUACAGCAAUACACCAUUCCUGUUUUUUUUUUGCUAUUUCAAUUAUUGUUACAAAAGGUGUAUACAAAUGAACGAUUACUGUUAGAGUGCAUCAAUUUGCCACUGUUUGGCACCGUUUUUUGAGUGAUGUUUUGUUUGUUUGCUUUAUGUUGAAGCGUUUGCUUUGCUUUCGUUUAAUUUGCUUUAAUUUAAACACACAUUUGACUGUUGACUGUUUGCGCCACAAGCACAAGACAUUUAUUUUUUAAAGCCUUUUAUUUGGCAAUCGGGCAGACAGUGAGCCAAAUAGGUAGCAGGUAGUGUGCGUGUGUUCGCUUAGCAGCACUGGCAUCAAUUUCGGUCGUCACAAUCGUCCACAAUCGGCAAGAUAAGGACAAGUUUUAUUUAUGCAAUUUAUGAUUAUUAAUAUUUUAUGCGUUAAUAUUACAAUGGACAGGCGGUAAAUUGGGCGUUCAGGUAAGCGCUUGAUUGCGCCCCCUCUCAAAGGAGGUUGGGGAUCGAUUUUCCGUAAUGGCAAAAGAGGGAUGUACGUAGAUCAAUAUGUUUCACACAAAAGCAAGCAAAAAAAAAAAGCAAAAUACGUAUACAUACCUAUAUCUGCUAUAAAUAUGUGCAUGCAUGAUGCAGUGUAAUGCGCCCUAAACAAACGAACACACUUUCCCUCAGUAUAUGCAUUGAUUCGCUAACACAUAUUGAAAGUAAAUCGAUGGUUGACCACUGGUUGAUUGAAACUAAAUGCUAUCGUUUAAACCUAUGCGUAAAUAAACCGAGUCCGAAAAAUAAUAAUAAACGCGAGAUGCAAACGAAUAAACUCA
Messenger RNA from Anopheles moucheti, 7525 nucleotides. It is a transcript of the gene Chc, whose product is annotated as clathrin heavy chain. The transcript has 8 exons. NCBI's taxonomy places the organism in Eukaryota, Metazoa, Arthropoda, Insecta, Diptera, Culicidae. Bases 260 to 5293 code for a protein of 1677 amino acids. Gene Ontology annotation, molecular function: structural molecule activity; clathrin light chain binding. The record is from RefSeq and is a predicted model, not a curated record. Gene Ontology annotation, biological process: receptor-mediated endocytosis; intracellular protein transport. Gene Ontology annotation, cellular component: clathrin coat of coated pit; cell cortex; clathrin coat of trans-Golgi network vesicle.